Molecule: messenger RNA, 1968 nt
Organism: Alligator mississippiensis (American alligator)
Lineage: Eukaryota; Metazoa; Chordata; Crocodylia; Alligatoridae
Product: prolyl-tRNA synthetase associated domain-containing protein 1
Exons: 3
Coding region: 9-653 (214 amino acids)
Molecular function (GO): aminoacyl-tRNA deacylase activity
Source: RefSeq, a predicted model, not a curated record
AUCCCGCCAUGGAGGCGCAGGGGGAGCAGGCGGCGGCGGGCGCGGGGCUGCGGGGGGAGCUGGAGGCGCGGCUGCGGGCGCUGGGCAUCAGCCCGCUCUGCGUGGAGCACCCCGAGGUCUUCACGGUGGAGGAGCUGAUGCGGCACGUGGGGCACCUGGGCGGCGGGCACAGCAAGAACCUCUUCCUGAGGGACAAGAAGAAGAAGGGGCUGUGGCUGGUGACGGCGCUGCACGACCGGCAGGUGAACCUCAACGACCUAGGCAAGAAGCUGGGGCUGGGAAGCGGGACCCUCCGCUUCGCGGAUGAAAAAGUCAUGCAGGAGAAGCUGAAAGUAGGCCAGGGCUGCGCCACCCCCUUGGCCCUCUUCUGUGACACCGGCGGGGACGUGAGGUUGGUGCUGGACGCCGGCUUCUUGGACGGGGGCUACGACAGGGUCUACUUCCAUCCCAUGACCAAUGCCGCGACCAUGGGCCUGACGCCUGAAGACUUCUUGAGAAUCUUUAAGAUACUUAACCUUCUCCACUUCCCAGUCCCACCUUCAGAAGUACUACAUAAUGCAGAAGAGACACAGAAGUGGCUUCCUCUGGAGUUUAUCAGUGAUGCUCCUACAUCAGCUGGAGAUUUUCCUAGAGAAGUGACACACAAAAACUAGUGCUUCUCUCCUGUUACACUACAGUACUUGUUCUUACAGCACUCCUGCCCCCUUGCUGGCCUGAGACUGUGAAAUCCAAUGUCUCCUUUUGGCUAUGCUGUGACCUACAAAACUGAAGGUCAAAGAACAAAUCUAGAAGUUAGAAUUCAAAAUUCACUAUUAGACAGAUUUCUGCAGGUUUGCAUAUUGCAAAACUCCUUUAUAUAAUACAACUAUAUGUCAGCCCUAAAUGUCUGUAACAAUGUUUUUAUUUCUUAAAACAAUGUUGAUGUCUGCAUCAGGGUCUAAUUUCUACAAUCAUUUUAAAUAAUAACUAAUGUCUGGUAUAAUUUUAAAACUAUUUAAAAUGUUUAUUUACCACAUUUUAAAUGGUUCCCUUUCGGCAUUUUCUGUUUAACUGGCCAUCUUGUGUUUAACAGAUGAUUUCAUUAAUUAUUCCUGAGCUGACAUAUUUUAUAAUUAAUUUUUUAAAAUUUACUUGACUUGAGCUGCACUACACGUUAAUAUUAUUGCCAAAUCUUUAUAUGCCUCAUUUUCUAACUCACCAGUGCUGUCUUUGAGCAGAAGAAAUAAUAAGAAUUUCCACCAUAAUUAGUAAAGGUUUUUAUUAUUACACAUUGUAAGAUACUCAUAAAACUAUGUUACUUGAUUCCAAAUGAACAGAGCACACUUGACCACCUUUGUACAUCAGACAUUGGAAGACAGAGCACAGGAAAGAGAAAAGAAUGAAGGGGGAGAUUUUUUCAAUGCAAAUGCUACACUUAGUUUGGUUGCUAUCUUUCAAACACAAAUUACCAUUUAUGUUUAUGAAACUUAACAAUGCAUUUAAAGUUCAGAUAUUUAAUAAAUAUGAACAGCAGCCCAUAUUUAUUGUGCAAACUACAGGCACUGAAUUAUUUGCACUAUAACUUACUUCUUGAGCAGAAUGACACAUAAAAACAUGAUAUAAAUAAAAAGCAAGACACUGAAAUCUUUCUGAACAUUUUCUUCGUACUAGUACUGUAGUUGUGAAAGCAAAAAAUAAGCAUAGGCAUUUUUACUCAAAAUACGUAAUCUAUGAGUUGCUGUGCAUCUGAAAGCAAAUAAUACAGCUGAGAAAUAUUGUCUUGAUGAAAAUCACUUAGUUCGCUAUGCCAUUUUUGGCAACAGAGCAUGCAACUUCUUUAACAUGCAUUCAGUAAUGUACAAAAAACCCAAAAUACUGGUAACAAGUGACAAAAAUACAGAACAUUAGCUUGUAUAUUAAGGCUUUUAAAGGCAUGCAAAAAUAUACAGUGCAAUUAAUGGUUUCAUGCAAGCUUUGGUGUGGUUACAA